Molecule: messenger RNA, 4273 nt
Organism: Pelodiscus sinensis (Chinese soft-shelled turtle)
Lineage: Eukaryota; Metazoa; Chordata; Testudines; Trionychidae
Source: RefSeq, a predicted model, not a curated record
UUAGUGUCGGGAGAGGUGAUUGGCUGGGCACUGCUGCAGUGAGAAUGCAGGCUGGAUACUCAGGGUUUCAGCUCACUUGAUGUGCGUUAGAUGAGCCAGGGAGAGCAGGUUAAUUGGUAGUUUUGACCAGCUUCUAAGAAUGAAAGGGUCCAUUUUAGCUUUCAUAGUAAGCUCAGCAUCUUGGUUUCUCUGUCCAGGCUUCAUCUAAAUCUCAAUAUCUUGAGUUCUCCAGGACAGAGCUCUUGAGGUUUAUCUGUUGCCAUCAGCUUAGUGAACUGCUUGUCAGGCCAGGCACGACAGCUGCAGCCGCAAUUUCAAAAGGUAGGAUUCAGCUGCAGGAAUAGUCUGUAAAGAAACAGAGCUUCUGGCGUUGCUAGCUUGAGUCUCUCUCUGGCUGCUGUGCAGAACGGAUUCUCGGAGUGCUUGUAGUGUAGCCACAUCCUUGGCAGCAGGGAGCCACUUCUUGCAGGGUUUCCUUGACUGGGACUUUCCACUGGAGCAGCAAUGCUGCAGACCCUCUGGUGCUUUCUGGCCAGCCUCUUUACCAGGGCCAUAUGCCAAGGUCCUGCAGAAGGAGAAAAGAAUGAGAUUAGAGAGCCGACUCCUGUUCCAGACUCAAGGGACCAGGGGCCAAACCUGUUGGGGAAGCCACAGGACAGAGGGGCUGAUCCCACUGAAAAGAGACCAACUAUCUUACUGGUGGUUGGACCUGCAGAGCAUUUUCCAAAGAAAAUUGUGAAAGCUGGAGACAAGGACCUGGAUGGGCAGCUGGACUUUGAGGAGUUUGUUCACUAUCUGCAAGAUCAUGAGAAAAAACUGAGGCUAGUCUUCAAGAGCUUGGAUAAAAAGAAUGAUGGCCGUAUCGAUGCCCAGGAAAUCAUGCAAUCCCUCCGGGACCUGGGAGUCAAGAUUUCUGAACAGCAAGCUGAGAAAAUCCUCAAGAGAAUAAGGACAGGCCAUUUCUGGGGUCCUGUCACCUACAUGGAUAAAAAUGGAACUAUGACAAUUGACUGGAACGAGUGGCGAGACUAUCACCUGCUGCAUCCAGUGGAGAACAUUCCUGAGAUCAUCCUGUACUGGAAGCACUCCACGAUCUUUGAUGUGGGAGAGAAUCUGACAGUCCCAGAUGAGUUCACAGUGGAAGAGAGGCAGACGGGCAUGUGGUGGAGACAUUUGGUUGCAGGUGGAGGUGCAGGUGCUGUGUCCAGAACCUGCACAGCCCCAUUGGACCGUCUGAAGGUGCUCAUGCAGGUCCAUGCCUCCCGGAGUAACAAUAUGUGCAUUGUUGGUGGCUUUACCCAUAUGAUCAGAGAGGGCGGGCCCAAGUCGCUGUGGCGGGGGAAUGGCAUCAAUGUCUUGAAGAUUGCGCCAGAGUCUGCAAUCAAGUUCAUGGCUUACGAGCAGAUCAAGAGGUUAAUUGGCACUGACCAGGAAAUGCUGGGAAUUUGUGAGCGGCUAGUGGCUGGUUCACUAGCAGGGGUCAUUGCCCAAAGCAGCAUCUACCCAAUGGAGGUUCUGAAGACCCGAAUGGCCCUGCGGAAGACAGGACAAUACUCAGGCAUGCUGGACUGUGCCAAGAACAUCCUCUCCAAGGAAGGAAUGGCUGCCUUCUACAAAGGCUACAUCCCCAACUUGCUAGGAAUCAUUCCGUAUGCCGGUAUUGACCUGGCUGUCUAUGAGACAUUAAAAAAUACCUGGUUACAACGCUAUGCUGUGAACAGUGCUGACCCUGGAGUGUUUGUUCUCCUGGCUUGUGGCACUAUGUCCAGUACCUGUGGGCAGCUGGCCAGUUAUCCCCUGGCUCUUGUGAGAACACGCAUGCAGGCACAAGCUUCGGUGGAGGGAGCUCCAGAGGUGACCAUGAGGGGACUCUUCAAACACAUUCUAAAGACAGAAGGAGCAUUUGGUCUCUAUCGAGGCCUCGCCCCCAACUUCAUGAAGGUGAUCCCUGCCGUUAGCAUCAGCUAUGUGGUUUAUGAGAACUUGAAGAUGACCCUGGGGGUGCAGUCACGGUGACCAGGAGAUGCCAAGGAUUCUGAACUCUGAAAUCUUGGGCUGUAAUCCUGCGGUGCAUAGCCAUCUCUCAUUCUGUGAAUGUGUCGACACUAAACUGGCUAAGCAAAGCUGUGAAAAUCCAGGGGUAGGGAGGAUUUGGUGUUCUUUGCCAUCUUGCUACUCGAGAGCUCUGCUUAAACCAUCAAGUGGUCCUUCAGGCAUACUGGGGAUCAUUUGGGAGACCAGAGAUCAACUCCUGGGUGUGUCUCAAGCUAUGAGUUUGAGGCCAGUUUCCAGCAGCUUCAUAGAGCGGGGACCUUUCAUGUAGAAUCAGCUGCUGGCUUGGAGAUUUGUAGUACCUUUUGACAUGCUGAAGGAGCUAUUUUCCAUUCAGUUUAACCUCCUGCCUAUUUAAAAUUGUACAAACGUAUUUAUUAUGUUUACAUGUAUUUCUUUGGGUAGCAAAUGUUUGUUUUGCUUCCAAGACUAUGACAUGAAACUUUACACUGCACCAGUUUUGGGGCCUGGUAAGCAGUGAUUCUUCUGUUCAGGCUGACAGUUACUUAGGCCAGCUGGGUAGAGAAUAAGGAUAUUUAUUUUUAUAGGUCAGAUCAAGUCUCUCCCAUAAACCUGCUAACAAGAUGCACUUAUUAACAGAAGCAGUGGACUAGAGCCUGCACACUGCAUUGCUGCAUGCUAGAUGGAUUUGACAUUCAUGCCCAGCAGAGGUUUGGAAAGGGGAAGACUAGAACCCUGAAUGGACUAUUGCCUUCAUGCGCGGCUUUACUGAAUAACUGUUCUCUGCUGCUCUUGGCCAUCUCUGCAGCUGUGCACCUGACGGCCUGUGCAGCACUCUGAACAGGGCUCUUCCUGGUGCCAGUGGUGGAUGACUGACCCUUUCCAAACCCUGCAGCUAAGCUGUGAUUUAUCCCUCUCUGGAUCUCUUUGUGGACUAGAGUUAGGGUUUGCAUUGGAUGGACAUGGAAUCCCCAGGCUAGGAGUAGUUCUGCUGUGGGAAGGGAUGUUUGCUGACAUUGGGAGAAGUUGGGUUCGUCAGGGAGUUGAAGACGAUUACUUGUCAUUCUCCCAGAAGGUGCUUUUUGUAUGCAGAAAGGAAGGGAACGGCUUGGCUUUAAAAUUUCUCUGACUGUAUUACGGGCCACUUCAGUCUAUAUAGGAUCAGGCUUCUGGGGCCCCAGAGAGCCUCAUCCGACUUUUGAUAUGGGGCCAAAUGGACCAGCAUCACAUUCCAUGGUGUCUUACUGCUUAAAUCGUAUUUAUUUUGUAUUUAUUUGAACAGAGUUAUGUCAGACUAUUUUUAUAGACUUGUUUAAAUGUUGUUCGUGCCUUUGUAUUUCUCCUAUUUAAAGUUCUGUAUUCUUACUCAUUUGCACCUUUACUAUCACUCAGCUGAGCAGCAAGGGGAGAUGCUAAGGUCAUUAGUGUUCUCUUCCCCUAAAGUUUGAGCUGCUCUUUUUACAUCUGUGGGGGGCCUGUCAGUCAAGAGAAAUUCCCUGUAGCAGUAAGCCAUAGAAGAGGGGAGAAUGGGUUAGCUAGGAAACAGUUCUCUGGGACAAGGGACACGGAAUGGUGUAUUGUGAGGCUUGCCUUACUCUGGAAUCGCUUUGCACUGAAAGGAUUUCCUGUGGAUGGCUCAGGCUGGGGAAAUGGAAGGCCUGUGUAUGUUGAUGUCUCAAUGGCUAGAUGAGAGCAGGUGAAUUGGAAUUUUUUGGGGGGAGGGAAAAAGUCUCAGGGAUUUUGGAAACUGGCAAUUUGUGUCUUUCUAGAAACAGGGAAGGAAACUUGCACUUGAACACAAGCUGCUGUAGUUCUGUUCGAGGGCAAGUAGGCAGACAUGCUACUGAGUCCCAUGCUCCUCUCUCUCACAUACGUGCACUAUGGAGAAGCUUGUGUUCGGGAACGGAAAGGGCUUCAUUAGGCACUCCUGGCAGCUGCUCCCAGUGAUACACUUGGGUGGUAGGGAGAGCCUUCGGUCCUCAGGUUCUCUCCCUGCUCUCUGUUCUUGCCAGAGGGAAAUCUAACUUCCUACCUGGAUUACUGACAUGAUUUUUUCACUUCCCCCUUUGAGACCAACUGUAAAUUCUGCAGUGGCUCCUUUGUACCAAUGUGGCCUAAUGGGAAUGUUCCAAGUACAAAAAUCAAUGCAAUAUGUGACUGUAUUUGUUGCUGUAACUGGAAAUGGUCAAAAUACAAAUCUAACCAAUGAGAUUCCUUGUGAUGAAGGGAAAAGUCUGCUAAUAAAGGAUUAUUAAAGCUA